Molecule: messenger RNA, 1413 nt
Organism: Camellia sinensis
Lineage: Eukaryota; Viridiplantae; Streptophyta; Magnoliopsida; Ericales; Theaceae
Product: peroxidase 12
Biological process (GO): hydrogen peroxide catabolic process; response to oxidative stress
Molecular function (GO): peroxidase activity; heme binding
Source: RefSeq, a predicted model, not a curated record
CAAGCAAGCCAUUGGAGUAUAACAAAAAAAUCAACUAUGGCUUUUAACCUCUCAGCUGUUUCUUUAGCCACUCUGCUUUUGUUGGCAUCUUGUUCAUCAUUUGUGUUUGGUGUAUCAGAGGCCAGUUCAUCAUAUUCAUCAUCUUCACAUCACCAUUUAGUGAAGGGACUUUCAUGGAGUUUCUAUGAAUAUGAAUGUCCUAAGUUGGAAUCUAUUGUGAGAAAACAUCUCAAGAAGGUUUUCAAGGAGGAUAUUGGCCAAGCUGCUGGCUUGCUUCGCGUUCACUUCCAUGACUGCUUUGUUCAGGGAUGUGAUGGUUCAGUGCUGCUUGAAGGAUCGGCAAGCAAGCCGAGCGAGCAAGAAGCGCCUCCGAACCUAAGUUUGAGGGCAACUGCAUUUGAGAUCAUCAAUGAUCUCCAUGCGCUCGUACAGAAGGAAUGUGGCAGGGUCGUCUCCUGUGCUGACAUCACUACUCUUGCAGCUCGCGACUCUGUUUACCUGUCAGGAGGGCCCGAGUAUGAUGUCCCGUUGGGCAGGCGGGACAGCCUAACUUUUGCAACGAGGAAUGUGACACUGGAAAACCUUCCGGCACCAACACACAACGCCAGCUUCCUCCUUACCUUUGCCGCCAAGAAGAAGUUCGACGCCACUGACCUCGUGGCCCUCUCUGGUGGCCACACUAUUGGCCUCAGCCACUGCACUUCCUUUGAAAAUAGGCUCUACCCAACUCAAGACCCAACCGUGGACACAGACUUUGCUAGUGACCUCAAAGUCAUAUGCCCAACAACAAACUCAACCAACACAACUGUGCUAGAUAUCAGGACUCCAAACAAAUUUGACAACAAGUACUAUGUUGAUCUCUUGCACCAGCAAGGCCUCUUCACCUCCGAUCAAGACUUGUACACCGAUGAGAGGACUCGUGACAUUGUUGAGAGCUUUGCUCAUGAUCAGAAUCUGUUUUAUGAAAAAUUCGCAUCUGCGAUGAUAAAGAUGGGCCAGUUAAGCGUGUUAACAGGUGGGAAAGGAGAGAUUCGAGCGAAUUGCUCAGUGACGAAUUCGGAUAAUUUGGACUUGGCAUCUGUGGUUGUGGUUGAAGAGGAUUUGGAGACCGCGGCAGAGCUGCGGUAAAACUACCUAUCCAGAAAUAUUAUCGAGAAUUGUACUUGAUAUUUCUUGAUAAAAGUGUGGUAAAAAUUAUGGAUAUGUUGUUAUGUUUUCGUAUACUUGGUUGAGUGUUUUGUAACUUGUUUAGUACUACAACGCUCAAAAUAAAUAGUUGGUCAUGUAGUACAUUAGCUAAUUUGGUGUCAUGGUUAUUAAGUGUGGGUAAAAAUUAUGGAUAUGUAGUUAUGUUUUUUAUACUUGGUUGAGUGUUUUGUGACUUGUUUAGUACAAUAACUCUCAAAAUAAAUA